Pseudocercospora fijiensis CIRAD86 is the source of this 705-nucleotide messenger RNA. RefSeq lists its product as uncharacterized. The transcript has 5 exons. The coding region runs from base 1 to 705 and encodes 234 amino acids. The record is from RefSeq and is a predicted model, not a curated record. Lineage: Eukaryota; Fungi; Ascomycota; Dothideomycetes; Mycosphaerellales; Mycosphaerellaceae.
AUGCACAAGAAGUGCAAGUCAUGGGAUCAGAUGGCGAAGUCAUAUUCAAUCGAAAGCACGAGGGCCAAGAGGAAGAUGCGAAGACCGAUCGAAGCGAUCUACGAGAUAUCCUGCUCAAUCUUAUACCAAAGGAUUCUUUCGUUUGUCGACAGCGCUAUCUUGAUAUUGCAAAAACAUCCGCCUCAGGCCGUGGAAUAUCUCUUGGAUGAAAAUCACAGACUUUCUAGCGAGAACAGCAUCUACAUUGAAAGACGCGGAGAAGUUGAUCGUCUUAGCAACACCAUUGCUGACCUUCACUACAAGCUUGCUAACCUCAACUCCAAGCUUGCUGAACAUUCGAACCUUGUCGAGGAGAAGAGUUGGCUUCGGCGCUCGAUCAUCCAAGAAGAUGCACUCAUUGCUCAGCUACCGGCUGAUCUACAGCGCUUGCAGCAGGCAUCACAAUCGCAGCGCUUCGCGCCACUACCGCGACAGCAGGGCUACUGGGAGGCACCGGGGAUGCAGAAUCAGGCUACAUUUGAACAGCAACGUGGUGUUUGGUGGGAGAACCUGAUCGCAGAUGCAGAUGAUGAGCUGGAUGUAGCGUUGCAAGCACAGUACCAGAUAAAUGCGAUCCGCUGCGAAAGCCUUUCUUACUUCUAUCUAUUCACGACCUCUUAUCUUAAAAGCGCUACUAUUAUAGCCUCUACGGAUAAGAAUAGUUAA